UUAUGUCCAAAGGCCAGGUGUGCACCAGCCAAUACCGUUUCCUGACUAAGAGUGGGGGCUUCGUGUGGGCAGAGACCCAGGCUACAGUCAUAUACAACAACAAGACCUCCCAACCAGAGGCUGUGGUCUGUCUUAACUUUAUCCUCAGGUAAUGCCCCACCUCCUCUCUACUCUCAAAGGGGACAUACGUUCACCCCUUUCCAUUCUCCCUACCCUACAUCUUCUCCAUACUUAUUUAUCAUGUCACUAUCUAUCUGUCUGUCUUUCUGUGUCUCUCUUUCUGUCUCACGAUCUAUCUAUUUCUCUCUCUCUCUCUCUCUCUCUCUCCUCUCUCUCUCUCCUCUCUCUCUCCUCUCUCUCUCUCUCUCUCUCUCAGUGUGGUGGAGCAGGCAGAUGUGGUGUUCUCAGUAGAUCAGACUGGCUGUGGGCUGAAGAGUGAUCCUGUCUCUGAGGCCUCAGAGGAGACCUUGUGUGACAGUGACAACAGGAAGAACAGUGACGACAGCAGCUGUGUUGAGCUCUUCCUCCAGCUGAAGGAGAACCCUGAGGACCUCCUCCAACUGGCCCCUGUCUCAGGAGACCCCAUCGUACCCCUCACAGGUCAUCCUCACACUUUAAUUCACACCUUAGUACUAUACCAACUUGUGGUUAGUCUCCCCUGAGAUUGGAAGGUUGGGAGUUUGAUCCCCGGUGGAAUACCAAAAGAUUCUGGGGCCUGAGGCCCUGCGACACACUAGUGUACUAGUAGAUCAAGCUGCCUCAUGCUACAGAAGCUAUGGGCCAUUCUGGCUCAGACAAGGCUUACUUACUACACAUUCAUUCACUGUCAUAAGUGCUCACAAGGCUGUUUUAUGUUUUGUGUCUUGACAUGUGUUUUCUGCAGACAUUGCAGAGCUGUCGUUCAGCCUUCCAUCAAGCCCUAACUCCGUACCAGAUUUCCCUCAAGAGCUGUGCACCCCUGAGUUAUGGACGCUCCUCUCACCCAUAUUCGGCAAGCUCACCUCAUCAUCACCAGCACUGGUAAGAACUUUGGUUGAUUCUUAAAUGUCAGUAAAGAUACAUCUCUCUAGAGUCUAUAAUAUAUGGACCCAAUGUGUUCUCACUGAUGAGGAAUCCACUAUAUAUCUGUCCUCGUCAGAUCCCCAUUGAGGAGCUGCCAAUAGAGGAUGAGGUGGAGAAGUUCUUUGCCGUCUGUCCAGAUGAGAGCGUGCAGAAGGAAGACCAGCCUGAGGUACAUAUAGUAUACAGCUGAACACUUAAUAAUGUGCACAGUCACAACACAAUGACCUAGCUAGACCACACACACAACAGUGCUGGAUUUCUAGUACUUUCUUAUUUCUUCAAUACCUCAAACUAUUUUGAGAGAGGCAAAUUAGUAAGAGGGAGGCCAUACCUGUGAUUGAGCACUCUGUCUCCUGUGCUGGUAGGACGUGGAAGUGAUUGAUCUGGACAUGCUGGCGCCGUAUAUCUCCAUGGAUGAUGAUUUCCAGCUCAGCGUCCAGCUCCCUGAGACCUCUGAGAGCCCCUCCCCAGAGCCCCCCACUGCUACCAGGAAACGGUAACAAUCUACUCUACUCUACUGACCCACUGCUGUCUGGGUCACACCAGUGAGAGAGACAAGAUUGAGCGACAGUGGUGUUGGAUGUUUUGGAGUGACAUUGGUAUGGGUUGUUUUGGAGUGACAGUGGUGUUGGAUGUUUUGAAGUGACAGACAGUGGUGUUGGAUGUUUUGGAGUGACAGUGGUGUUGGAUGUUUUGGAGUGACAGUGGUUUUGGAUGUUUUGGAGUGACAUUGGUAUGGGUUGUUUUGGAGUGAUAGUGGUUUUGGAUGUUUUGGAGUGACAUUGGUAUGGGUUGUUUUGGAGUGACAGUGGUGUUGGAUGUUUUGAAGUGACAGACAGUGGUGUUGGAUGUUUUGGAGUGACAUUGGUAUGGGAUGUUUUGGAGUGACAUUGGUAUGGGUUGUUUUGGAGUGACAGUGGUGUUGGAUGUUUUGGAGUGACAGUGGUGUUGGAUGUUUUGAAGUGACAGACAGUGGUGUUGGAUGUUUUGAAGUGACAGACAGUGGUGUUGGGUGUGUUGGAGUGACAGUGUUGCUGAAUGUUAAUGUUCCUCACUGUAACUUCCACAGGAGUCAUGAGCAGGAUGAAGACAUGCCCUCCCAGCUGAUGAGUCAGGACAAGAGACAGAGACACUCAGUGUCCCCCAUCAAGCAGGAACUGCUUCUCCGCUACACCCUGCUGGUGAAAAGGGGGUUUAGGGUUGGGGGAGGAGGGGUUUUAGGGUUGGGGAUAGUGUAUAGAAUAUGUUCAAGGCAUCAUUAAAAUGACUUAAUGAACAAUGAUGUGUUAUUAAAGUUGAAACGGUGUGUGUUUCAGGACUGCCUGGAGGAUGCAGACAGCCCAGAGAUGGAGCUGGGGCCACGCCCCUGCAGGCGGAGCCAACUGCUGACGGACAGGGACCCCAUCCUCGGGGAAGCCCAGGGACAAUGUGACACUGCAGGUACAAACACACGUCAUGGUACUACUGUAUCUUGGGCAAAUAUUUAGGCUUCAUGUUUGGUAUUUGCAUACUAUGUCAUAUUGUACCUACCAAAUUCACUCUUGCUAAUAUCUACCGAAAUAGGUGAUGAUGACCAAUCCACCUCAGAUCUCCUCCUCUUCCCCUUCUCUCUCAUGUUCUCCCACAGCCUUGAUGAGGGACCUCUUCUUGUCCCGCCCACCUGACCCCCUGACCUCCUCUCUGACU
Molecule: messenger RNA, 2748 nt
Organism: Coregonus sp. 'balchen'
Lineage: Eukaryota; Metazoa; Chordata; Actinopteri; Salmoniformes; Salmonidae
Source: the annotation of a GenBank genome assembly